GAUUGCAAAGUGUUGAGUAGUAAACAAAAAUGAGACUUGGAAUAUAAAUUCAAAUUAAUUUAAUCGUUUAAUUAUGAGUAUCAAUAAAAUUAAUUCGCGCGUAUUUAUGAAAAUUAUAUUUUACUUAUGCUUUUCCUUCAAUCUUAUACCAAUGAUAAUUGCUAUAAGGGCUAGUGUUAAGUCUGAAAUCAAAGGUGAUGGAUUUCAUAGGCUAUUAAAUUAUCAUGUGAAUACAGGAAAUUUUCAAAACAAAAGCUGCCAUGUAGCUGUAUAUUUACAAUUACCAUUAUCGCUUUAUGUAAAUGUUGAUGAACUGGCAGAUCGCAGACGACUUUACAAAAGUUCAUCUUGUUCCGAUGGAGAGGUAGAUGUUGAAGUUUUUGCUGAAAAUGCAAGAAAUCAAAAUAUUACCAUAUGCUCUCGGCUAACUAGCUCAAAGAAAACAUUAAUAAUUCCUGUUCAUCAGCGUUAUCAUUUAGCUAGCCGGAGCGGUGAAUUUAUUAAUAUAACGCUUCCUCAACCAAAAUUACUAAUAGGGUGUCCAGAUAGAUUGAAAGAACAUAGAGUUUCGACGACUGUGAUCUGCUGGCCAUGUAGCGAAUAUGUAAAAAAAUGGAGAGACAUUUAUUAUAGAUGGGAAGGUGAUAAUAAUUUUAUUUGGCAAAUACCGGUGGGUAAUACAUCGCAGAAAUUUCAAGUGACUUGUAUUACUCUAUUCGUGACUAGUUUAUGCGCUGCAUAUGUUCUAUGGAUAAUUUAUAAAUCGUAUAAAAUAUCAAAGGACAAACAAUCGAAGGAUGACUAAUUAAAACACAAAUUUUGUAACAAAUUUGUUAACAGAUGGUUUGCAUUUAUAUUAUAUACAUGAAAUUCUUAAGUUAGCGAACUUUGUACAUAGAAUAAUUUAUAGAUGUGAUACGUCAAAUCGACUACAAUAAAUAAUAUAUUAUGCUUAAUUAAUUAAUAAUAAAGGUGUAAAUAGUUUUAAAUAAAAACUGUACAUAGUUUCUUAAUGCUGUGUAAGUUAACUUAGUUUUACCAUUCUCGAUAACCUUCCAUGUACAAAAACGAAUUUCAGUACGCUUUGAAAAGUGAAACACUAAGCGAUAGGAAAUUGCUCUUUUAAUCUUUCAAAUAGUAGAUAAUAGUAGAUAUAAAGUAACUAUAUAAAUUAUAUAAUUUAU
Ceratosolen solmsi marchali is the source of this 1184-nucleotide messenger RNA. Its product is annotated as Phosphatidylinositol glycan anchor biosynthesis class X. Bases 74 to 805 code for a protein of 243 amino acids. The transcript has 4 exons. Gene Ontology annotation, biological process: GPI anchor biosynthetic process. NCBI's taxonomy places the organism in Eukaryota, Metazoa, Arthropoda, Insecta, Hymenoptera, Agaonidae. Gene Ontology annotation, cellular component: endoplasmic reticulum membrane. The record is from RefSeq and is a predicted model, not a curated record.